Glossina fuscipes is the source of this 2540-nucleotide messenger RNA. Its product is annotated as procollagen-lysine,2-oxoglutarate 5-dioxygenase-like. Bases 236 to 2446 code for a protein of 736 amino acids. Gene Ontology annotation, cellular component: endoplasmic reticulum. Gene Ontology annotation, biological process: peptidyl-lysine hydroxylation. The record is from RefSeq and is a predicted model, not a curated record. The transcript has 11 exons. Lineage: Eukaryota; Metazoa; Arthropoda; Insecta; Diptera; Glossinidae. Gene Ontology annotation, molecular function: iron ion binding; L-ascorbic acid binding; procollagen-lysine 5-dioxygenase activity.
GAUGUGCAAAUUUUUUGUCGCGAGAUUUCUUACGCGCGUAAUUAGUAUAUAGGUUCCUAUACAUACACUUUGCUGAUUUGUUUUAAUUAAACCGAGCGAACAAUGAAAUAAACCAUUUUUCGUCUAAGAACAUUAUCAGUGAAUUUAUACUAAAGUGCCACUAAAAAGUUUACACAUUUAAAAUUACGGAAGUUUUAUUUUACUCGCAUAUACAGAAUAUACACUAUCAUAAAAUAUGUUGAUUAAAAGAAAUUUAAGCGGUCGAAAUCUUCUGCUGUUAACAAUGCUUUUAUUUAUUACAGCCGCAAAAACAAAUGCAAACGAUGCUAAUGUGAAUACGACAAUCGUGUCAGAAAAAUUAGGAAAUGUAAAAGUGUUCACGGUGGCUUCAGACCAGACUGAUGGUUACUUGCGUUUUAUAAGAUCGGCAAAAGUCUACGAUAUAGAGGUAACAACUUUAGGUCUUUUCGAAAAAUGGAAAGGUGGCGAUAUGAGUGGCCCUGGCGGAGGUUUUAAAAUUAAUCUUUUGCGCGAAGCUAUCAAACCAUUGAAAGAUGAUGAAAAUAUGCUUAUUAUGUUUACCGAUAGCUACGAUGUUGUAUUCACUUCCUCUUUAGAUGCCAUUGUUGAAAAGUUCAAAGCUACCGGAGCAAAAUUACUUUUCUCAGCUGAAAAAUUCUGUUGGCCUGAUAGCAGUUUAGCUUCCCACUACAAAAUAUUGGAAGCUAAUGCCUCACCUUAUUUAAAUUCAGGUGGCUUUAUAGGAUAUGCGCCGGAAGUCUGGUCUCUGCUGCAGAAACCCAUUGAGGAUACUGCCGAUGAUCAACUUUACUAUACGAAACAGUAUCUCGAUGAAAAACAAAGAGAAAAAUUGGGGAUGCAAUUGGACACGCAUUCGUCGGUAUUUCAAAAUUUGAAUGGAGCGAAAGAAGAUGUCAAAUUGGAUGUUGAUUUGGAAACAAACGAAGGUGUAUUGAAAAAUAUCAAUUUCCUAACAACACCAAGUGUUGUGCAUGGCAAUGGCCCAAGCAAAGUGGAAUUGAAUGCAUUUGCGAAUUAUUUAGCGAAAACUUUUAAUCAUAACUGUUUAAUCUGCCAAGAGAAUCGCAUUGAAUUGGAUGAAAAUCAUUUACCUGUAAUUACUUUGUCCAUUAUGAUUAAUAAUGCGGUGCCGUUUUUCGAUAUGUUUUUAAAGAAAAUUGAAGACUUAAAUUAUCCAAAACGACAAAUACAUUUAUUUAUAUACAGUGGUGUUGAAUAUCACGACGCUAUGGCGAAAUCUUUUUUGAAAGCUUGGGAAAAUAAAUAUAAAAGUGCUAAAAUUGUUUUGUCAACUGAUCAAUUAGAUGAACGACGAGGCAGACAAUUGGCCUUACGACAAGCCAUACAAAAACAAAGUGAUUACGCUUUCUUUAUUGAUGCUGACACUCAUAUCGAUGACAAUCAAGUUUUGAGAGAACUUUUAAUACUAAAUCGACAAUUUGUGGCCCCGAUCGUAACUAAACAUAACGAAUUAUGGAGCAAUUUCUGGGGCGCAUUAUCCGAAAGUGGUUACUAUGCACGAUCGCACGAUUAUGUUGACAUCGUCAAGGGAGAUAUUGUCGGCAUGUGGAAUGUACCAUACGUCUCGAGCAUUUAUUUGAUCAAAAAUACUGCCUUCAAGUAUAUUAAUUAUGAUCAUCAAUAUUAUGAUCCCGACAUGGCUAUGUGCGAAUCGUUACGCAAUUCGGGUGUUUUUAUGUAUGUCAUCAAUGAUCGCCUUUACGGGCAUAUUGUAAAUGCAGAUAAUUUUGAUAUCACCUUAGCUCGUCCCGACUUUUAUACUUUAUUCUCGAAUAAAUAUGAUUGGAUUGAAAAAUAUAUACAUCCUAACUACACUAAACAAUUGGAAGACAAUUUCAAUUAUAUACAGCCUUGUCCAGAUGUUUAUUGGCUUCAUGUAGUCACUGAUGCAUUUUGCGACGAUUUGGUGGCUAUAAUGGAAAACUUUGGCAGAUGGUCGGACGGCAGCAAUAAUGAUAGUCGCUUGGAAGGUGGAUAUGAAGCGGUACCGACACGUGAUAUACAUAUGAAACAAGUUGGCCUCGAUCCAUUAUGGCUGGAAUUUCUUAAAUUAUUCGUUAGCCCAUUGCAAGAGAGAGUGUUCAUUGGCCAUCACGGUCCACCACGAUCACUUAUGAAUUUCGUAGUACGCUACAAACCCGAUGAACAACCAUUCCUUCGACCCCAUCACGAUGCCUCGACUUAUACAAUUAAUUUGGCUUUAAAUCGUGUCGACAUCGAUUAUGAAGGAGGUGGUUGUCGUUUUAUACGUUACAAUUGCUCAAUCACUGCCACAAAAAAGGGUUGGAUGCUUAUGCAUCCCGGACGUUUAACUCAUUUUCAUGAAGGCUUGCGCGUCACAAGCGGUACACGUUAUAUCAUGAUUUCUUUCGUCGAUCCAUAAACCAAGAAUUCACUUAAUGUGCCAUAAAAACCUAUAUAUUUAAAUACAAAAAUAAGUCCAAAGCUUGCAAUAUUUUUCAAAUUUGUCAUAAAUG